Cylicostephanus goldi is the source of this 234-nucleotide messenger RNA. The record is from the annotation of a GenBank genome assembly. Lineage: Eukaryota; Metazoa; Nematoda; Chromadorea; Rhabditida; Strongylidae.
AUGAACGAUUCUGACGAAAUCUUAGCCGAGGAAUUUCAAGAAGUUUACCAGCUUACACCGAUUAUCAAGGUUCUUUGCAUCUGUUUUUACAAUGUCCUCUGUGUCAGUUCGGUUUACGGUAACUCCCUCGUUAUCAUGAUUAUACUUUAUUUUCGAAGACUAAGGACUGCUACCAAUAUCCUUAUCCUUAACCUGGCCAUAGGUAAGUCACAAUUUGACCUAUUCAAUCGAUAG